Messenger RNA from Penicillium odoratum, 2139 nucleotides. RefSeq names its product Zn(II)2Cys6 transcription factor. The transcript is spliced from 4 exons. Gene Ontology annotation, biological process: DNA-templated transcription; regulation of DNA-templated transcription. The record is from RefSeq and is a predicted model, not a curated record. Lineage: Eukaryota; Fungi; Ascomycota; Eurotiomycetes; Eurotiales; Aspergillaceae. Gene Ontology annotation, molecular function: DNA binding; zinc ion binding; DNA-binding transcription factor activity, RNA polymerase II-specific. Gene Ontology annotation, cellular component: nucleus. Bases 1 to 2139 code for a protein of 712 amino acids.
AUGGAGUCCCCGCUGGUCGCGUCCCAGCCGUCCGAUACUGUCAAGCGCGUAUCUCGAGCUUGUCUACAUUGCCGCCAGCGCAAAUCGCGAUGUGACCUUGACAGCAAUGGUAAUCCAGGGAAGCCGCCGUGUCAGCGUUGCGUCCGGGAACAUCGUGAAUGUGUGCUCGGCGGCUCAAAUCGUGGCGGGCGACGAAUCCGCAAGAACAAAAUUAAGAACUUUACCCCGGCCAUUAAUCAAUCGCCUACUAAAGAUUCCGAGGCAACCCUUAGUCCUAGUGGCUCUGAGGCUCGUCGUGCGCCGUCUGCUUCUUAUUCUGGGCCGGUGGUUUUUCUCCCGCCCAAUCCAUCCGCGGGAACAGCUCCUGUUGAGGAUGAUGCCACAAUUGAUUCAGUACCUAGAAACCCUUCUGAUGCCUGGCAGUGCUUAACAGGUAUUGCCACUCAAAGUACGGCGCCUCCAGAGCAGGUUCAUGUGCGGCAAAAGUCGGGCAGCUUUUCAGCGCACAGUGGUCUGCGCAAUAGUAUCGUGUCGGAUUUCAACGCCCCGAGUACAGGGAUUCGAGCCUAUCGGCUCGUCCAAUCUCGGGCUUUAGAUCCAACGACAGUAUGGCAGCUGGUUACUCGUUACGCAGACAACUUCCAUCCAUAUCUCCCAUUGGUCCCCAGGAAGUACUUUGAACGUUCUGCGCUGGACGAAUUUGCCGCAAAUGAGAAAUACCUUCUGACGGCCAUUGUCACCAUUGCCUCGAAAGAUCUGCUCGAACGACCUGAGAUCCACGAGUGCUGCUCAAAAUAUAUGCUGGAGCUGAUCUCCGGAAUAUCAGCCGGCGCUGACUGUGAUGUGGAUGCUAUUGAAGCUCUUCUUUUGCUGGCCGAGUGGGAGCCCCAUGGACUUCGGUCUCGCAUUGAGCGUGUCGGUCGUGGAGAGGAGGACCGUGCUGCGUGGAUGCAUGUUGGACUGGCCCUGCGCUCGGGCUAUUUUAUUGGGCUGGAUCGCACCUCUUUUCGAGGAGAUCCAUGCGGCGAUCAGGUGACGGAGGCCCGUCGUCGUUUAGCAUGGGCUAGUUGCUAUGUUUCGGAUCGUUUAAUAUCGGUGCGCAUUGGACGUGCCUUUUGGUCUCGGGGUCCGGGUCCGAUGACCGGUCUUGUCAGUCAGGAUUUCCCCUCGCUGCAGCCUGCAAAGGAAGGAGACGAGGAUUAUUCGAAAAUAUUCCAGGCUAUAUUGGAUCUUACACAGCUCUAUGGAAAUGUCCAUGAAGUCUUAUAUUCUGGGAUGCGUACGAGCAACCAGAUGAUGUUGAUGGGAGAUUAUGUGAAAUAUGUGGAUGAUUUUCGUCUUGCCAUUCUAAGGUGGAAAUCUCUUUGGGGGCCUUUAGAUUGUUCACCGGCCAUGCGGGCCACACUGCAACUCUCAUAUGAGUAUCUACGACUUUAUACGACUGCAUUUGCAUUCCAAGCUGCGAUCUCACAGUCUUUGGCUUCAACAAAGACCGAUGCAAUUUCCCAUCGAGAUCAGCUACGAUCUACCUUUAAGAACGUUGCCUCGAUGCAGGACUCGCGUUUCAUCUACGAGUCCGUUGACGCGGCCAAGGCUUAUUUAACUAUUCUUGUGGAUUCAGUAGAUCCAGAAAGACACUUGCAUUUUAUGCCUCUUCGCUUUUAUCUGUAUGGAAUAUAUUCUGCAGUUUUCCUUUACAAGGCUCGCUCCUUUGGAAUGAUGCUUCCAUCCGAAGAAGCGAAAGUCCAGGGUCUAGUCGCGAGAACUACCGAAGUCCUCAAGCAAGCAAGUGCUGGCCCUGAUGACAUUGGAUCGCGCUACUCCCGUCUCCUUGAACUUCUAUGGAAAGCCAAGCCAUCCACUAUGGUAGCUGAGACACCACAAAGCGCCGAGUUUGCAAUGCAAACAUUGUCGAACCCAGUCGCAGACUCCUCCUACAUGGAUUUCAGCCCUGCGAACGAUUUCUCCUGGCUGGAUCUUGAGGCUGUGGGCGACUAUGUUUCGGGUGAUCAAAUAUCCGGUGGCCUUUUGGGGCUGGAUACUUUUCAGAACCCUGAUCCGUAUCAGUCUGGACAAGAUCGACCGCAGACCUGGCAGCCAUCCACUUGGCUAGAUAUGAAUAGUAAUCUCCUGUUCUAA